Molecule: messenger RNA, 1032 nt
Organism: Rhipicephalus sanguineus (brown dog tick)
Lineage: Eukaryota; Metazoa; Arthropoda; Arachnida; Ixodida; Ixodidae
Exons: 1
Coding region: 1-1032 (343 amino acids)
Source: RefSeq, a predicted model, not a curated record
AUGGACUCGCCUAAAGGCAAGCACAAAGCUCAUCGCAACCUUUUAAAGAAGCUAGUAAAUGAAAUCGAGGCGGCUGUUUCAAAUGACAGAGCAAGCUUGCAUGAUCUUCAGGUACUCGCGGACCGGUUGGACGGUAUCACCGGCGAGCUGAAAUCUAUUGAUCGGGAGAUAGCGCCGUAUUUAAGAGGCAGCGACAUUGAGCAAGAAUUUCUUCAUGUUGCCGAGUACAUAGACAAGGGUGCUAGUUACUUGUCCAAACUGAAGUACCGGAUUCUGCAGUUGCAGCCAUCGGAAGAACCUGCACCGCCAAACCUAAACUCUACCGCGGCGGAUACACCGACUUCUAGUCACAGCAUAAGGCUUCCUCGCCUGGAACUUUUGAAGUAUAAGGGAACGCCUCGCAACUGGCCUCCAUUUUGGGAACAGUUUCAAACCGUAGUCCACAAGAACCCGGCUUUGACGGAUGUAGACAAGUUUGCCUAUUUGCAAUCAUCGCUGACAGGCCCCGCUGCUGCUGCUAUCGCCGGACUGUCUGCAAGUUCGAGGCGUCAUCAAGAUGCACGGGCCAUCCUCACUGCUCGAUUCGCUAAGGAAGACAUCAUCGUCAAAGACCACGUCGAGCACCUCAUCGACUCGCAACCCAAUCCUUCAACAGCAGAUGUACGCGGAUUGCGUCCCUUGUAUGACGACAUUGAGGCUAAUAUUGGUGGUCUCCAGGCAUUGAAGAUUACAGAGGAGUCGUUCUCAACCGUUCUACAACCGAUCAUCCUGCGAAGUCUACCACGAGAGCUGGUACUCGAGUACUACCGGCGUGGCGAACAAAUCAACGAACACCCGUCGUCUAGCGGAAACGACGCAGUAGGUAAGCAGACGUCUUCCGCAUCGCAGAGCAGCCUACGAUCUCUGCUUGACUUCAUCAACAGAGAAGUGGAAGCACGAGAACGCUGCGAGUCCUGCAGCGUUCAAACCGACCCAAACAUGGGAGCUAAACAAACUGAAGCAAGCAGAUCAUACGAGAACCUGUUCAAAUAG